CCAGCAGUGAUGUGGAGGUGGAGACCCACAGGAGCCCCGGACUUCACCUGAGCUACCUCAGUGGUCACCAAGAGUGGCAAGAAAAGGAAGAAAGCCCUGAGUUGGGGGAAACCAGGAUGCCUGACCGGGACAACUAUGCCAACGGCACUGGGAACAGCAGUGGAGGCCCUGGAGGUGGUGGCAGUGAGGAAGCCAGUGGGGCAGCAGCAGGCAGUGGCGGGGCCAGCUCAGAUGCCAUCUGUAGAGACUUCUUGAGGAAUGUGUGCAAGCGAGGCAAGCGUUGUCGAUACCGCCACCCAGACAUGAGUGAGGUCUCCAACUUGGGGGUGAGCAAAAAUGAGUUCAUCUUCUGCCAUGACUUCCAGAACAAGGAGUGUAGCCGCCCAAACUGCCGUUUCAUCCAUGGCUCCAAGGAAGACGAGGAUGGCUAUAAGAAGACAGGAGAGCUUCCCCCUCGGCUGAGGCAGAAAGUGGCAGCUGGCCUGGGCCUUUCACCAGCUGACCUACCAAAUGGCAAAGAGGAGGUGCCUAUCUGCCGUGACUUCCUCAAGGGUGACUGUCAGAGAGGAGCCAAGUGCAAGUUCCGUCACCUGCAACGGGAUUUUGAGUUCGAUGCUCGGGGUGGAGGAGGCACUGGUGGUGGGGGCUCUACAGGCUCAGUCCCCCCAGGACGACGUCACGAUCUCUAUGAUAUCUAUGACCUUCCUGAUAGGGGCUUUGAAGACCACGAGCCAGGCCCCAAGCGCCGGCGAGGUGGAUGCUGUCCCCCCGAUGGUCCCCAUUUUGAAUCAUAUGAAUAUAGCUUGGCUCCACCCCGAGGGGUAGAGUGUAGACUGCUAGAGGAGGAGAAUGCCAUGCUCAGGAAGCGAGUCGAGGAGCUAAAGAAACAGGUCAGCAACCUGCUAGCCACCAAUGAGGUACUGCUGGAACAAAAUGCUCAAUUCCGCAAUCAGGCCAAGGUCAUGACCCUGAGCUCCACUGCACCAGCGACUGAGCAGACUCUGGCCCCCACCGUGGGCACUGUGGCGACUUUUAACCAUGGCAUUGCCCAGACUCAUACUACUCUUAGCAGCCAGGCUCUACAGCCUCGUCCUGUGUCCCAGCAAGAACUGGUGGCCCCUGCUGGAGCUCCAGCUGCUCCUCCAGCUAAUGCUGCACCUCCUACUGCUCCACCCCCACAUUUGAACCCAGAGAUCGCACCACUGUCAGCUGCUCUGGCUCAAACAAUUGCCCAGGGAAUGGCACCCCCACCUGUCUCCAUGGCUCCUGUGGCUGUAUCUGUGGCUCCUGUGGCUCCUGUGGCUGUAUCGAUGGCCCAACCCUUGGCAGGAAUCACAAUGAGCCACACUACCACUCCCAUGGUGACUUACCCUAUUGCUUCCCAGAGCAUGCGCAUCACAGCCAUGCCACACUGAUGGGGCUAAUGGACACCCCCCUGGUAUAGCCUCUCAGGGCUGGGGUUGUGGGGCCCUUACCUACUUGCCUAGCCCUCCCAGGCCCUUUCUGAAGGGCUCCCUCAAGAACUAGGACAAGAGACUAUAAGGAGUAUGCUUCUAAGGAGCAUGUCCUGAGGAGGGUUUGGGCUGGUGUGUUUUCACUCACCUCCCUUUUAUGAGGGUCCUCUUGUCCAUCUUCUUUCAAGCCUCACAAUGGGGGUUUGCAUAGGAGUGCAGACUGAAGCCAGCAGAGAGGAAGGACUGACUGAGGGGCUGUGUAGAGGACAUAGUUGGGGACAUCCCUGGGGUCUUGUCCUCUGUUCUACACAGCACAGGUUCCAGCCCUGGUUUUGGAAGAAAAAAAUACCCUGCCCAGAGGGAGAGCCAGGAAAGAUUGGGAAGUGGGUGGCCAGGAGAGAAGGCCUGAUAGGAGCCUUCAGACAAUUUGGGGCCCAGUUGCUUGGGCUGGACAAUACAGAAACUGCUCCUGCGCCCUGGAAAGGCCGGGACCAUAGUACUCCAGCCCAAAGACUAGGGAAGCAGUCAUUACCCUAGCUUGGCCUGGAAAUCCGUAGGGCAGGGCCCACUACUUUCCAAAGAAAUAAAAGAACAAUUAUUUUUAACAAA
Molecule: messenger RNA, 2063 nt
Organism: Propithecus coquereli (Coquerel's sifaka)
Lineage: Eukaryota; Metazoa; Chordata; Mammalia; Primates; Indriidae
Gene: ZC3H10
Product: zinc finger CCCH-type containing 10
Exons: 2
Coding region: 117-1415 (432 amino acids)
Molecular function (GO): metal ion binding
Source: RefSeq, a predicted model, not a curated record